Molecule: messenger RNA, 1095 nt
Organism: Zymoseptoria tritici IPO323
Lineage: Eukaryota; Fungi; Ascomycota; Dothideomycetes; Mycosphaerellales; Mycosphaerellaceae
Exons: 1
Coding region: 1-1095 (364 amino acids)
Source: RefSeq, a predicted model, not a curated record
AUGAUCAAGUUCCCCGAGUUCAUCGCUCGCAUCGCGGCCAACCCCACGGGGGAUGCUUGGGAAGACACUGCCUUCUACCCGGACCCACAGGAGGCGAAGCUCAAGAUGAAGGAGAUUGGGCAGUGGCUCAAGAGUGUUGAGACGAAGUCAUUCGAGAAGGUGCCUUUGGAAGCCGAGCAGCUUGACGGCGACACUGUCAUGGCCAUCGAGCAAGCUGCCGACCAAAACACUGCCGCGGCACAGCCAACCAAGGGCAAGAAGAUCGCUGGUGUCCCACGCGUUGCUCUGCUGAAGCCUGCGGACGCUGAGCAGAGGACUCAAAACCAAAACUUCAAGCUCGGACACCGCGUGGUCUACGUUCUCGAGACUGGCAGAGUGCCUGUCGCUCUGCGCGGUACCGUCGUGGGCAUGACGCAGACUACUAGAAACACUCUGCUGGACAUCGUCUUCGACGCUACCUUCAUGAGCGGCACCUCUCUCAACGGCCGCUGCUCACCUUUCCGCGGCAGCACGGUGCCAUCAAACGCCGUGCUCAACAUCACAGAGAAGCAGAUCUCCGCCCUCUCCGAAGCUCAGAAGGCUCGCGCUCCUCAGCAGUCCUUCAUACCACUGCGAGGCAACCAGGCCAAUCUCGCCGCUAGCUACGGUAUGCCAGGCGGUCCACAGCUGGUGCAAGCCAACGCUCCUCCCGCUCUACGUGGAGGCUGGCGAGGAGCCGUCAACGGACACUCGAACGGUGCUCCGCGCGGCAACGGCGUGCCGCGCGGCGGACGCGGUGGUGCCGGCCCGGGCUACGGACAGUCGAGCCUCCCGAUCCACAACGGACCACCACGUGGAGGUGCCAAUGGAUUCGGACCUCGUGGUGGACGCGGUGGUAGCACACCGAACCGCGGCGGUUACACCAUCGUCGACAACUCCGAUCCGUCCGAAGGCGUGGUGCGGAACAACCGCGACUUCCGGCCGAAGAACUACAGCAAUGUCCCACCACCAGCUGAUCUCAACCAAGAUCGCGGUCGUGGUCGCGGACGUGGCAGAGGUGCUCCACGCGGAGGACGAGGCGGUGGUAGAGGCCGAGGUGAGGUGCCUGCGAACUGA